Molecule: messenger RNA, 3227 nt
Organism: Aphidius gifuensis
Lineage: Eukaryota; Metazoa; Arthropoda; Insecta; Hymenoptera; Braconidae
Product: CTD small phosphatase-like protein 2
Exons: 3
Coding region: 245-2005 (586 amino acids)
Molecular function (GO): phosphoprotein phosphatase activity
Source: RefSeq, a predicted model, not a curated record
UUUUUAUCAAAGAAAAAAAAAAAAACAAACAAGUUAUCAACAGUUGUCAACUUGACUUGAUAAAAUUUUUUUUUCAAGCGUCUACGAGCAGCCAUGUUUGUUUAGUUGGUUCGGUGGGAGUUAAAAGCGUUGCAUUUGCCUCAUAUUUAUAUCAACAAACAUCAAAAUAUUAUUGCUUAAUGACAGGUGAAUAAUGUGUCAAGUGGUGCAGAAUAAACAAUAAAAUGGUACCCUGAAAAGUGAAAUGUGGUUGCGUAGUGAGCACGUAGGACGUCGUCUUCGGGGCCGUAUUGGAAUAGCAACAGGAACAUCAACAAAGUCACGAAAUAGAGUUCAAUCUGUUAGUGUACGUAAAGUACCAGCUACAAACAAUAGUAGUCAAAGAGUUAAUACAACUAGUAGAUGUGGUAGAUUAACACGUUGGAGACGUAGAUCGCCAACUUUACUUAAAGAAGUUUGCAAAGAAAAUGUUGUACAUUUUACCAAGUCACCACCAAUACGGCGUGAACGUGGACCACGAAAAAAGAAGUGUAUAAAACGUUCAAUGGUUACUUCAACGCCAAUUCGUCGUCCUCCUCCUCCUCCUUCUCGGGAAGAGGCAACAAUUCAAUCAAAAACAAGUUCAUCAAAAUUAACUGAUGAAAAUGUCAAAGAAAACUGGGAUAAUUUACCAGACAUUUAUCAAAAUACAAAUGAACAAAUUUCGACAACAGAACAACAAAAAGAUGAUGAAGAAAGUGUAGAGUCGAGUGUAAAAUUAUUGGCAGAAUUAUUGCCACCAAUAUCUCUCGAUGAUACAUCAAAAGUUGAGAGUGAAUUAUCAUCUCUCUUGCAGAGUACUGAUCCCAAUGGUGAUUCAACAACAAUUGACACUGCUGAAUCAUCAGUCCUGUCUGUUGUUGAUAUUCUUUCACUUCAUUACUCUGCAAUUUGUGCUAGUACUACUGAGCAACAACCUGAUGAUUACUACACCUCUAACAUGAGCUGUAGUACUUCAUCGACACUUGAAAAUCGUACUGAUUAUACAACUGAUCGUAAUUAUGAAGACUCAAUGCCAAAAUAUUACGAUGAUAAUUCAUCAAAAAAAUGUGAAGAGAGUACUGUUGAAAAAACAGAAUCAACAUUUAAUACAGAUGAUUAUACAAAAUUUCCAACGACAACAACAACAACACAAAGUCAUCUCUAUUCUGAGAGUCACAAUUCAGCAGAUGAUAAUGGAAAUUUGGAGAGUAGUCGAUACAAUGCUGAUGAGACUAAUGGUGAUUAUCAAAAUGUUAAAUACAUGGAAGUUGGUGGAGAAGAAAUUGUCGAGAGUGGUGAUAUGGACAGCAAUAUGGUAACUCAAAUACCAGAUGACUGGCUGCCUUUUGAUCCUUAUAUAUUCAUCAAACACCUGCCUCCCUUGACACCAGCAAUGAGAGCCAGGUGUCCAGCACUUCCAUUAAAGACACGAAGCAGUCCAGAAUUUAGUCUUGUUCUUGAUCUUGAUGAGACACUUGUACACUGUAGUUUGCAAGAGCUAUCAGAUGCCUCAUUUAGAUUCCCAGUUGUUUUUCAAGAUGUUACUUAUACUGUUUUUGUCAGAACACGACCAUUUUUCAUGGAAUUUCUUGAGCAUGUAUCAACACUCUACGAGGUAAUUCUUUUCACUGCAAGUAAACGUGUUUAUGCCAAUAAAUUAAUGAAUUUACUGGAUCCAACAAGAAGACUCAUCAAGUAUCGUCUGUUUCGUGAACAUUGUGUUUGUGUUAAUGGUAAUUAUAUAAAAGAUCUUUCUAUACUUGGUAGAGAUCUUUCUAAAACUGUUAUUAUUGAUAACAGUCCUCAAGCAUUUGGCUAUCAGCUUGAAAAUGGUAUACCAAUUGAAAGCUGGUUUGCUGAUCGGUCUGACAGUGAGCUCAUGAAACUUUUACCAUUUUUAGAAAAUUUGGUACAAUGGGGUGGUGAUGUUAGACCACAUAUUCGGGAACAAUUUCGUCUCUAUAGCUUUUUACCACCUGAUUAAUUUAAAAUACGUACUAUCUUUUUAACAAAAAAUAAUAAUUAUUUUGUUUAUUAUAUUUACAGUUAAAUUUAAAAUUUUAUUUUAUCAAUUUAUAUAAUUUUUUUUAUUUUAACAUAUUAAUUUUUAAUUGCAUACAUAGCGCAAAUUUUAUAUGUAGCACAAUAAGGACAUAACUACAAUCGUACAAAAAAAUUAUUAAAAAAAAAUUUAAUGGCUUAUUAUAUAAAUUUUAAAAUAGGGUAUUUGUUGAAGAACAAAAAGAAAAAGUAAUUAUUCACUAUAGGCAUUAAAAAAAUAUUAUUAAAAUGAUUAUAGUUCAUGUAUAAAAUUACAAUUCAACAAGUAUGAUUGCAAGGGAAAUGUCGGGAUGGGAGUAUUGUUAAAAAAUGAAUUUAUAUUUUAUUUUUAUUAUUUUAUCACUUUUAUUUUUUAUAUUUUAAAUUUUAUUUUUUUUUGAUUUUUCUGUGUUAAAAAAAUUUAUAUACCAUAAAUAAGUACUAAUUUUAUAUUAAUUGACUUGUUAAAAAUUAUUUUAUUUUACAUAAAUUUGGAUUUAAUAUUAUUUAUAGCUUUUUUUUUAUUUUGUGAUGAUAACUUUUUUAUUGAGUGUAAAUGAAAAUUCAUUUACUAGUGAAUUGAUUUCAAAAGUGUUUUAAAAUAAUUAUUGAAAAUUUUUAAAAACAAAAUUAGUUAUUAUGGUUGACGUGUAUUUAUGAAAUAAUAUUCAUCCAUUUUUGAUCGAUACGCAUGAUUGUCUAGAUAUAAAAAUGAGUAUAGUAUAUAAAGAAAAAAAAUAAGAUAAAUUUUAUCCACAUGUUACUCGAAAAAGAAUAAAAUAAAAAAAAAAAAAAAGAGAGAAAGAUUUGUUAAUGAAAUUUUUAAAAGUCAAAAAUGUUUUUUACAAAUUUAUAAAAAAGGAAAAUGAUUAAUUAAAUUAUAUAUCAGUCUUGUCAUUUUGUUGUAAAAUGUCGAUUUAAAAUUUCGACAUUUGUUUGUUAUUUUGUCUCUUUUUUUUUUUUUUUUUUUUCGAUUCACUGCACUAUUCAAUUUUCUAUCUCACAAUAAAUAAAAUAAUUGCUUUUCAAUCAACAAUUAAACAAUUACUUACGUAGAAAAAAAAAAUGCAUAUAUUACAUUACAAAGAUUUAAAUAAAAAAAAAGUCUUGUAGUUAUAUUUCUGUCUCAUGCAGUGUUUAAUAAAUUCACCUCUUGUUUUUGUUAU